UUUUUCUUUUUGAAUAUUUUUUAAUUAUGGGCAUUUUAUUUAGCAAUUUAUGGAACCGACUAUUCUCCAAGACUCAGGUCAAAAUGAUCAUCGUGGGCUUAGAUAAUGCUGGCAAAACAACAAUAUUAUAUAAAUUAUUAAUGAAUCAAGUCGUAACAACCACGCCCACUAUUGGCAGCAAUGUGGAAGAAGUAGAGUAUAAAAAUUUAAAGUUUGUCAUGUGGGACAUUGGGGGUCAGGAAUCAUUACGUAGUACUUGGAAGACAUACUAUAUAGAUACAAAGGCAGUUAUUAUGGUCAUCGACAGUACAGAUAUCAAUCGACUCAAUUUAGCAAAACAAGAGUUGCAUCAGAUGAUGGAGAGCGAUCAAUUACAGAAUGCCAGCUUACUUGUAUUUGCAAAUAAACAAGACGUCAAAGGCUCUUUGGGGGCAGCGAAAAUAUCGGAAGCAUUAGGUUUAAGUAAAUUCCACGACAGACAAUGGCAUAUUCAGGCUUGUUCUGCAUUAACAGGAGAAGGAUUAUAUGAAGGAUUGGAUUGGGUGGUCUUACAAAUUACAGGAUCAUGAGGAGAGAAACAUGUAUAUAUUUAUCAAUGACGUUAUAAUAAUAAAAAGUAAUCAUACAGUCAUACCAACCUCA
Molecule: messenger RNA, 642 nt
Organism: Mucor mucedo
Lineage: Eukaryota; Fungi; Mucoromycota; Mucoromycetes; Mucorales; Mucoraceae
Product: ADP-ribosylation factor family-domain-containing protein
Exons: 7
Coding region: 27-569 (180 amino acids)
Biological process (GO): vesicle-mediated transport; intracellular protein transport; protein localization to Golgi membrane
Cellular component (GO): trans-Golgi network; cytoplasm
Molecular function (GO): GTP binding; GTPase activity
Source: RefSeq, a predicted model, not a curated record